Ascoidea rubescens DSM 1968 is the source of this 1510-nucleotide messenger RNA. Its product is annotated as diacylglycerol kinase. Bases 231 to 1457 code for a protein of 408 amino acids. Gene Ontology annotation, biological process: phosphatidic acid biosynthetic process. Gene Ontology annotation, molecular function: ATP-dependent diacylglycerol kinase activity. Gene Ontology annotation, cellular component: endoplasmic reticulum membrane. The transcript has a single exon. The record is from RefSeq and is a predicted model, not a curated record. Lineage: Eukaryota; Fungi; Ascomycota; Saccharomycetes; Ascoideales; Ascoideaceae.
AAAAACGGACAGCCAACAAAAUUUUUUAGUAAGAGUCGAUCAACGGUAUGAUAUAAUAGGUAGCAUUGUAUAGCACAGAUCAAUAUCAAAUAAAACAAGAUUCAUUUCACAAGUGCUAAGAUCUUUAAAUAGUUAAAAUAUUGUUGUUUUUUUCGAAAUUUAAAUUCAAAUUCAAAUAAAUAUAUUUUACCACAACCAACUACAGUUAAAUGACAAGGAUAUAGGUGGAAAUGUCUGCAAGAGUUUUAAUUCCUUCGACUACGCUUUCUAAUGAGUUGAAAGAUAGCAAGGCUGUGUCAGUUAAUUAUAAUUACAAUUACAACUGUUUAAAUGAUCCACACUCUGUGUAUAACGAAGAUGAAGACGAAGAUUACAUUUUGGAGGAAUCCGCUGGCAAUAGUAGUGAUGAUAGCACUGAUGAGAUUUCCGACGAAUAUACUGAUAUAUCUGAUAAUGAAAUCGGCCAUAAUAAGAUUGGAAAUGAUAAUGCAGAAACCGAUGAUAGCAACGAUAAUAGUGAUAUAACCUCGUUCUCUCUAAACUCCAGCUCUUCUACAUUAACCAUCAGCAAUAACUUGAGCAGCGAUGAAGAUGGUUACAAAGACACUUAUAACAAUAGCUACAAAGCGAGCACUCCAAGAAGCACGGGCAGCACGGGUAGUACAGACAGUACUAACACUAAAAAGCUUAAUAUUAAAAAUGCUAGCACCAGCAAGAUCACCAUCAGUAUCGAAAAUAACUUGUCUUUUUUAAAUCAAAACGUCAAUAAUUUUAUCAAGAAACACGAAAUCCCAAGAAAAGUGCUUCAUAUCUCUAUCGGCUUUAUAACUUUAUAUCUCUAUGGCAAAGGAUAUGAGAUCAGUGACAUUAAUCCCAUACUAAUAACUGGGUUUUUAAUUUUAUUGUCUAUUGAUGUCGUCCGAUUAAACUUCCCCAGAGUUAAUCAGCUAUACAUCCGCUAUUUUGGUUUAUUGAUGAGACAAAAGGAGGUCAACUCCGUCAAUGGAGUAAUUUACUACCUAUUGGGUCUUAUCAUCCCUUUCUCCUUGUUUUCCAAGGACAUUUCCAUGCUUUCUGUUCUUCUCUUGUCCUGGUCUGACACUGCUGCCUCUACUUUUGGAAGAUUAUACGGCCACUUGACUCCCAGAUUAACCCCAAAUAAGUCGCUUGCUGGUUCCAUUGCUGCCUUUUUCACUGGCGUCUUUAGUUGCAUCAUUCUCUACGCCUAUUUUCUCCCAAAGAAUCCAACAUCCAACCACCUCCUACUCAGAACGUCCUCCUCUAUUAUGUAUUCUGCCGACAAAAGCAGGCUCUCGCUCCCACUCUUCUCCCUUCUCUGUGGCCUUAUUGCUGCCAUCUCAGAGGCCAUCCAGAUCUUCAAUCUUGACGACAACUUCACCAUUCCGGUGUUGUCCAGCUGUUUUCUCUACGCUGUCUUGCGUGUUGCUUCCAAAUAGCUUUCUGUCAAAUAGCUUUCUGCUUCCUCUGCUUUUUCUGCCUGUGCUUCCUG